AUGGCGUCCAAGACGAGUUUGAGAGCGGCAAUUCUCGUUGUCUCAACAACAGCAGCCAAGGACCCUUCCUCCGAUGCUGCCGACGUAACGCUGCGCGACGUCUUCGACAAGGAGGGAGGCCGCCAGUGGACGGUGGUGGAGACUAAGAUCGUGACCGAUGCCGUGGCCCAGAUCCAGCGCCAGAUCAUGCUCUGGGCCGACAUCCCCGACGCCGUCGACCUCGUCGUCACCACGGGCGGCACGGGCUUCGCCGUCGCCGACCACACCCCCGAGGCCGUGUCGGCGCUGCUGCACAGGCACGCCUCGGGCCUCGUCCACGGCAUGCUCGCCGCGUCGCUGGCCGUGACCCCGUUCGCCAUGAUGUCGCGCCCCGUGGCCGGCGUGAGGAACAACACCGUUAUCAUCACCCUCCCCGGAUCCCCCAAGGGGGCUAGGGAGAACCUGCAGGCCGUGAUCAGAACCCUGCCGCAUGCUUGUCUGCAGGCGUCCGGGGCGGACUCGAGGUCCCUUCAUUCGGGGGGCGUGAAGAGGCUGGAAAAGGAUGCCGGAAUUGGCUACGGUGCUGGCCCGUCACAGCCUGCGGGGCAUCGUCACGAUAACCAUGGCCAUGGCCACGACCACAGUCACGAUCCCGGUCAUGGGCACGGCCACGGGCAUGGUCACGGUGGUCUCGUCAGGCAUACCAAGGCCGGCGAGAACCCGAAGUCGAACGACCCCAGCCUAGGACCCAGCCGGAGACACAGGUCCUCCCCGUACUCGAUGCUCUCCGUCGACGAUGCCCUGAGCCUGAUAAGCGAGCACACGCCUGAGCCCCGGGUCGUCUCUGCGGCGGUGGACGAGAGUCUGGUAGGUUCGGUCCUCGCCGAGGAUGUGUCCGCCAGGGAAGACGUUCCGGCGUUCAGGGCGAGCAUAGUCGACGGCUAUGCCGUCGUCGUACCACAGGAUGGAAACAUGAAGGGCGUGUUCACCGUGUCCGCCAUCUCCCAUGCGUCUCCCGGAGAGGUCGGGGGGCCUCUCGAGGAAGGGCAGAUUGCCAGGAUCACAACCGGGGCCCCGCUCCCUCCCGGUGCGACCUCGGUGAUUAUGGUUGAGGAUACCGUGCUCAGGUCGAAGACUGAGGACGGCCAGGAGGAGAAGGAGGUUGAGAUCCUUGCAGAUGGCGUCAAGGAUGGGGAGAACAUCCGGGAGAUUGGGAGCGACGUCAAGAAGGGUUCAGUGAUACUUGAGAAGGGUGAACAGAUCUCGGCAGUCGGCGGCGAAAUUGGGCUCCUGGCCUCUGUGGGAGUGGCAGAUGUUAAAGCAUAUCGACGCCCGGUAGUGGGCAUUCUAUCAACCGGAGACGAGCUCGUCGAACAUAACCGGCGAGAUGAACUACAGCAUGGCGAGGUACGGGAUACAAACAGGCCUACCUUGAUCUCAGCUGUUAAGCAUUGGGGCUACGAGGUCGUCGACCUCGGCAUCGCAAGUGACAAGCCGAGCAGCCUAGAAGAGACUCUCCGCGACGGUCUGCGACGGGUCGACUUGCUCAUCACCACGGGAGGUGUGUCGAUGGGCGAGCUGGAUCUCCUAAAACCCACCAUCGAGCGUUCAUUAGGCGGCACCAUCCAUUUUGGCCGGGUGGCGAUGAAGCCUGGCAAGCCGACCACCUUCGCGACAGUCCCGGUGAAGGACAACGCCGGUCAGAGAGUAUUCAAGGCGGUCUUCUCGCUGCCGGGGAACCCGGCCUCCGCCCUGGUGACAUUCCACCUCUUCGUCCUCCCCUCGCUUCACCGCAUGUCCGGGGUAUCACCCCCUGGUCUCCCAAGGGUCCCGGCCGUCCUCGCCCACGAUUUCCCCCUGGACAAGGUGCGGCCAGAGUAUCACCGCGCCGUCGUCUCCGUGGGGAACGAUGGGGUGCUGUCGGCUGCCAGCACGGGCGGACAGAGAAGCUCCAAGGUCGGAAGCUUGCGCCGAGCAAACGCGCUCCUCUGCAUGCCGAGUGGCGAGGAGCCGUUGCCCAGGGGGACGAAGGUCGAUGCCCUUUUGAUGGGUAGUUUACGUGUUGAUUCCUGA
This is a messenger RNA of Phialemonium atrogriseum, 2052 nucleotides long. RefSeq names its product molybdenum cofactor synthesis domain-containing protein. Gene Ontology annotation, biological process: Mo-molybdopterin cofactor biosynthetic process; molybdenum incorporation into molybdenum-molybdopterin complex. The record is from RefSeq and is a predicted model, not a curated record. The transcript has a single exon. Gene Ontology annotation, molecular function: molybdopterin molybdotransferase activity. The coding region runs from base 1 to 2052 and encodes 683 amino acids. Gene Ontology annotation, cellular component: cytoplasm; cytosol. NCBI's taxonomy places the organism in Eukaryota, Fungi, Ascomycota, Sordariomycetes, Cephalothecales, Cephalothecaceae.